Paramecium primaurelia is the source of this 1473-nucleotide messenger RNA. Lineage: Eukaryota; Ciliophora; Oligohymenophorea; Peniculida; Parameciidae. The record is from the annotation of a GenBank genome assembly.
AUGCUUGGUUGUGCUUGGCAUUUUGUAGGUUAAAUAGAAUUUUAAUAAAAUUCAGAAAAUUGCUGGUUAACAAGAUAUGGUUAUGCUGAAAAAGAUUGGGUUAUAAGAUAUAUUGCUUCAUUAUAUUUUGGAACUAUCACAGCAUUCACAAUAGGAUAUGGAGAUAUUGUUCCAUAAAAUUAAUUUGAAUAAAUGUUUGUUAUCUUAACUGUUUUAAUUACAUCAUUAAUAUUUGGAUAUACAAUAUCAGCAAUUUAAUAAAUAUUUGGAUAAUUGAGAGAAAAGACUGAUUAACAUCGUAAUAAUAUGGCAAUUGUAAAUUCAUAUUUAAAAAAGAAUAAAAUUAAUCCAAUUCUUUAAAUGAAAAUUAGAAAAUAUUUUGAAUAUUUCUUCACUCUUGAUGAAACUUAAGAUAUUUUAAUGGACCAUCUAAAUGAAGAUCUAAAAUUAGAAUUAAAAGCCAGUAUCUAUAUUCCAAAAUUGAAAUAGUGUCAAUUAAUUAAUAGAUUCAAUGAUUCUCUCUUGAUCUAAUUAAGUAGAGUAGUUAAAACAUAAAAAUAUAUCCCUGGAUAAAUUAUAUUUUAAUAAGGAGACUUUGUACCUAAAGCAAUGUUUCUACUUAGAGGUGAAAUUGAAUCACUUAUUAAUAAAGUCUCUAUUAGAAAGUAAAAACAAGGUUCUUUUGGAAUUAGAGAAUUCUUUUUAAGUAAUACUGUACAUUAUACAACCAAAGCAACUAAAUUUUCUGAAAUUGCUUAUAUAACACAUGAAGAUUUCAUUGAAGUAGUAAAAAGGUAAUCUAGUAAUUAUGAAUAAUAUUGUUUAUUAAGAGAUGAUUUAUAAUUUGAUCUCUGUCCUAUAUAAUGUCAAGUGUGUUUGAGAAGUCAUAACUUAAUGGAUUGUCCUGUUGUAUUUUACAGUCCAAGUAGAGGUAAAAUUGCAUUAGAUAAGGGAUCAAAUAUAAAUCAAGUUAGACAUCAUUUACAUGUUAGGAGAAAAAAGAAAUCAAAAAAUAGUUAUUCUAAUAUGGUAUAAAAAAUUGAAUGUGCUCUUGAUUUACAAUUAGAGAAUGGAUUACUGUAAUAAGAUUAAAUUAAUUCUAAUUAUAUUUCAGAACUUGGUUUACCUACUGUAAAUGAUGAUAUUUCUAUGGAUUCUUUAAAAAAAAAGAAAUAAAAAAAUAUAGCAGAUUAAUUUAGAAUUUCAAAAAUGAAAUAAUUAGUAAAUUAAGGUCGUCUUUUAAAAUUAGAAAGAAUACCUUAAGUUAUAAGUGACUUGUAUUCAGAAUUUUUGAAAAUUAAGAAAGAAAGUUUGGAUAAUUUUGAUAAAAAUGCAAAUUUAUAAUAUUAUCAUAUAGAUGAAAAUGUCUUAAAUAUUUUGAAGAACUUUGCAAAUCGAGAAUAUAGAGUUGUUAAUAGAAGGAUAAGUAGGAUGAAAACCUUUUAUAGAAGAGGAUAAAAAAAUAAAAUAUGA